This is a messenger RNA of Acinonyx jubatus (cheetah), 3102 nucleotides long. RefSeq names its product pannexin 3 (gene PANX3). Lineage: Eukaryota; Metazoa; Chordata; Mammalia; Carnivora; Felidae. The record is from RefSeq and is a predicted model, not a curated record. Gene Ontology annotation, biological process: positive regulation of interleukin-1 production; monoatomic cation transport. Bases 608 to 1786 code for a protein of 392 amino acids. The transcript is spliced from 4 exons. Gene Ontology annotation, molecular function: channel activity.
UUGUAGGAAAAGACCAGAGGCCGGGAAGGAAAUUUAACAGCAAAUAUAGAGUAGUUUCUGGGAAAGAUUCUGGGCCCAAAGCAAAAAUCACCAGCAAGACAAAGAAUACUAUGUAAGAGCAACAAUCCUAGCUGGGUGUUGGGGGCUCCUCUCCCACGCAGACCGCAAAAUGAGGGCCUUCACCACAUUUAAGCAAUCUCCACCCAAAUUCCACACCAAUUACAUGGGGGGGCCCUGGCUCCACAACUCUCCUUCUCUCCACCACCCCACCAAAAAUACUUUAUUAAUGAGAGGGCAGCAUAAAGCCACAGGACUCCAUGUGCUCAGGGACAGCCCAGAGAGAGCGGCCUGGCACCAGCCCCAGCUGAAGCCCGACCCUCCUCCAGUGAGGACCCGCUAAGCUAUGCCUCCCUCUAAUUACCAGAUGCCUGGCUCAGGGCCUGGCCAGUUAUUUAGAGAACCAGUGCCUGCUCCUCACACAGAUCUCCAUGAGGCUGGGGCCGCAGGCACUGUCUGCUCAAAGCCAGCUGCCUGAAGCUGCCAUCUCCCCACACCGCGGUCCUGGGACCCUUCCUGCGGCCUCUGCACCCCAAAGGUCAGCGGCACCAUGUCACUCGCACACACAGCUGCAGAGUACAUGCUAUCAGAUGCCCUGCUGCCCGACCGUAGGGGACCCCGCCUCAAAGGACUGCACCUGGAACUUCCCCUGGACCGCAUGGUCAAGUUCAUAGCUGUGGGCUUCCCCUUGUUGCUGAUGUCCCUAGCAUUUGCCCAGGAGUUCUCUUCCGGGCCCCCCAUCCGAUGCUUCUCUCCCAGUAACUUCAGCAUCCGGCAGGCCGCCUACGUGGACGGUUCCUGCUGGGACUCACUUAUUCACCACGAACAGGAUGAGCUUGGCCAGAACAAGAUGAAAUCCCUGUGGCCUCACAAGGCCCUGCCCUACUCCCUGCUGGCCUUGGCUGUGGUCAUGUACCUGCCUGUUCUGCUGUGGCAGUAUGCAGCCCAGCCGGCCCUCAGCUCGGAUCUGCUCUUCAUCAUCAGCGAACUGGACAAAUCCUACAAUCGUUCCAUCCGCCUGGUGCAGCACAUGUUGAAGAUCCGGCAGAAAAGCUCAGACCCCCAUGUUUUCUGGGAUGAGCUGGAGAAGGCUCGGAAAGAACGAUACUUUGAAUUCCCCUUGCUAGAGCGGUACCUGGCCUGUAAGCAGCGCUCACAUUCCCUGGUGGCCACCUACCUCCUGAGGAACUCCCUCCUGCUCCUCUUCACCUCAGCCAUCUACCUGUACCUUGGCCACUUCCACCUGGAUGUCUUCUUCCAAGAGGAAUUCAGCUGUUCCAUCAAGACAGGCCUCCUAAGUGAUGAGACCCACGUGCCCCAUCUGAUCACAUGCAGGCUGACCUCUCUGUCCAUUUUGCAAAUUGUUAGUCUCUCCAGUUUAACAAUAUACACCCUAUUGGUUCCGGUGAUAAUAUACAACCUCACACGACUAUGUCGGUGGGACAAACGGCUCCUAUCCAUCUAUGAGAUGCUGCCAGCUUUCGAUCUCCUCAGCAGAAAGAUGCUGGGAUGCCCCAUCAAUGAUCUCAAUGUGAUCCUCCUUUUCCUCCGAGCCAACAUCUCUGAACUCAACUCUUUUAGUUGGUUGAGUGUCUUAUGUGUUUUGAAGGACACGACCACCCAGAAGCACAACAUUGACACAGUGGUCGAUUUCAUGACAUUAUUGGCUGGCUUAGAACCCACAAAACCUAAACAUCUCACCCAAAGGGUGUGUGAUGAAAACCCCUAGUUAAAAAACCGUGGAGCAAGAAAUUUUAUGGAAAGUAAAAAUCUCUCUCCUUCUUCACAAGCCUCACACACUAAGGUACAAAAAUACCCGCUUUAGAAAUGCUAAGUGUGGAUUCAGCUGAAUCACAUCCUGUAUCAUGUUUUCCUAAAGGUGAGAAGAUAAAAUCAACGCAUGAAAACAAAUCUGAAAGUUAGAGCUGAAGAGUCAAAGAACUAAAAAAUUAGAUCUAGAGCAUUCUAUGAGGAUAGGGGGGAAAAAAACACCUAAAACUCAGCUGAAGUCUAGACAUUCUAUAAGGAAAGAAGGUGCUAAAGGCUAUUUAUGGAAGCAGGUUCUUUUCAGUAUAUGCACUCCAUUGCCCUUCUGGAAUGCACGCUCAACUCAACCCAAAGAGCAAAAGGGCAAUCUGUUAAGUGAAUAAAAAUGUGAAAUGCUUCAGGUGUGGCCUGAAAUCCUAGGAACUUGCCAGCUUGCUUUGUGGAAGUCAUUGACCUUGCCCAGGUCCUGUGUGGCCUGCAGAGUGGGAUAGAAGACAAUGAUGGCAGGACCUUGUUAUCUGCUUUUGGGGGUUAGGCCAGCAUAGAACGAGGCCAGGGCCAUGCAUCAGCUAGGGGUGGAGCUCUGGGUUUUCUUCAUCAUCUAAACCAGGGACCACUUCGCCAAGGGCUGGGAUUAUGGGCUUCUUCACAACUCUUGAGGGGCCCAGGCGUGCUUCGAAUACUCCAGGAGAUGCCACACCUCCUCCACUUACAGCCAGUCACUGAAUAGUGACCAUUAGAACUAAAUGGGAAAGACAGGAAAGUGCUGUUGGGCCCUUUCUCUCUCUUCUUUAUUACCCCCUCUUAGCUUCUAACUUCCAUUCCUGCAUCUGAAUUUAAUGGAACCUUGAUCUGACUUCUGAGGCCCUGCCCAGCCCACGAUACCAUGCUGUCUCUCAUUUGAUAUUUCAUUUAUAGAGCUGCAUAUUUCUUCAGAGAAUUUUUGUAUGCACCAUUUAGACCCUUCUUCAUAUAGGUAAGCAGAAAAAUUCCAUUGCUCCCAUGCUUCUCACAACGCUGAGCCUUUGAAUAUGCUGUUUCACUGCCCAAGAUGCCCUCCCCUGUUCUUCACUGGCUGUCCACCAGCUCUCCUUCUGAGUCUGCCCAGACAUAUUUCCUGCAAGAAGGCUUCCCUAUCUCCUCCCCUCUUCCCUAAUUAUGUGCUGCCAUAUCAUUCAAUACCUACCUCUGAGAUAAAAAUUCUUACACUGUAUGAAUAUUGCCCACUCAUUUGCCUUUUCCUCUUUAACAAGUUUCCUAAAGGUUGUAUCAUAGUGG